AUGCGCUUCACGGGGACGCCGUUCGGCGCCACAGCGACUCUGUUGUCACUGACCGCAGGCGUUGCCUUUGCGCAGAACAGCUCACCGUCUCUCCCCGUUGUCGAUCUGGGUUACCAGUUGCAGCAAGCAUCCGAAUUCAACGAAACCGGAGCUUACUACAACUUUUCCAACAUUCGAUACGCUGCGCCUCCGGUUGGUGACUUGCGCUUCCGUCCACCAACCUCGCCCGCCACCAACCGUUCCAGUGUGCAAGAUGGCUCAGAGCUCAGGAUCUGCCCACAGGCAAGUCCUGCAUGGUUGGCCAUCGCUGCCGAGUUCAUUCCGCAGUACCUGAUCUCCGGCAAACUGCCGAAUGUCUCCACUACCGAGCCUACCGUUGCAGAAAAUGUGACGAUUGGGCCGUCGGAGUCCGAGGACUGCUUAUUUUUGGAUGUUAUUGUGCCUGAGAAGGUUUUCAAGCGUGCCGGUAAAGGCUAUGGCGCCCCGGUUUUGGUCUGGAUCUAUGGUGGUGGCUACACCACAGGCUCCAAAAUUGCCUCAGGAGAUCCGCUUGGGCUGAUUGCGAGAAGUCAGACCGACUCGUCUGAUGGGGUUAUCUAUGUUGCCAUGAAUUACCGCCUCGGAGCUUUCGGAUGGCUCUCGGGGCCUACGUACCAGGAGGACGGCACUGCGAACCUCGGUCUGCACGAUCAGCGCUUCGCUUUGGAGUGGAUUCAGAAUAACAUUCACCUCUUCGGCGGUGACAAGAACCGCGUCACGGUGUUUGGCGAGUCUGCUGGUGGUGGCUCCAUCAUGCACCAGAUUACCGCUUUUGGUGGUUCUGCACCGUCUCUCUUCCAGCAAGCCAUUCCCCAGUCUCCAGCUUGGCUACCACUCACCUCUCCUUACGAGCAAGAGCAGUCAUUCCAGAGCUAUCUCAAAGAGUUGAAUGUCACCAGCCUGGCAGAAGCCCGGAACCUUUCUUCGGAGGAACUCAUGACCGCCAACAUCCGUACAGUCGGCGCUGCGCCCUACAGCACUUUCGUCUUCGGCCCUACAGUGGACGGCGACAUCGUGCCGCAGGACCCAAAGUACCUGCUGAGCCAUGGCCAAUUUGACAAGUCAGUACGGCUCCUCGCGGGCCACAACACGGACGAGGGCCUCAUCUUCACGCCGCCACUCACCAAUGAAUCCGAGUUCACCACCUACCUCCAGGGCAGCAUGCCCAAUGCCCGGCCUUCCAUCAUCUCACACAUCACCGAAACGAUGUACCCUCCUGUCUACGACGGCAGCCACGGCUACCGCGACCUGAUCGGCCGCGCGACGCUAGCACUGUCAGAGUUUGCCUUCACCUGCAACAACUUCGCACUCGGCAACGCCUUCCCCAACGCCAUGCACGGCUACGUCUUCGGCGUCUCCCCCGGCAUCCACGGCCAGGACGUGCCGUACACGUACUACAACCCGGACACCCCCCAAACUGAUGGAGGUAGUAGCCUGGCGUUUGCCGGUGCCGUGAAUGAAACCGUUGCGUUCGUGCUGCAGGACUACAUCACUAGCUUCGCUACCCACGGCAUCCCCGAGAGCGCUGUGGAUGGCCUGCCAGAGUUCCCGGUGUAUGGAAAGGAGGCGAGUGCUGUGAGAUUGACGGGAAGCGGCAUCAACGUGACAAAGGACGAGGUGGCGAAUGAGAGGUGCAGGUGGUGGCAGCUUGGUCUGUAUAACUGA
Molecule: messenger RNA, 1704 nt
Organism: Lasiodiplodia theobromae
Lineage: Eukaryota; Fungi; Ascomycota; Dothideomycetes; Botryosphaeriales; Botryosphaeriaceae
Product: Carboxylesterase
Exons: 3
Coding region: 1-1704 (567 amino acids)
Source: RefSeq, a predicted model, not a curated record